AUGGAAGACCUCUUUUUGGUGAAUCUCUGUCAACCGAUCCCGCUCAUAGCAACUCACCACGAAUGCGACUCGAUUGUCACAGAAUCCACGCUUCGAAUUCGAGAAUGCUUGACAAGCUUAACCAGCUUGCUUGUAGAACGCUCAUUAGCACUCUUGAAAUGCGCCAAGUUUGACACAGCCUUUACGCGACACGAAUGCCAUUCCGGGACCUCCAUCCGACAUUAG
Messenger RNA from Lichtheimia ornata, 225 nucleotides. RefSeq lists its product as uncharacterized. Bases 1 to 225 code for a protein of 74 amino acids. NCBI's taxonomy places the organism in Eukaryota, Fungi, Mucoromycota, Mucoromycetes, Mucorales, Lichtheimiaceae. The record is from RefSeq and is a predicted model, not a curated record. The transcript has a single exon.